AUGGCCAAACGAAAACAGACUCGAAAAUUUGCGGUCAUGAAGAAAACCCUUUCACUCACCGACUCUAGAAUGUGAGUUCCACCAACGCUCCUGACCUUUAUUAUCUUCCUAUUAGUAAAAAAGUAGAUAGGAAAAAGCUGAAGGACACCAAGAAGUCUACCUCAAACCAUCUGGUCAUAAAAAAUCGCAGUGAAUUGAUCUCCUGCCUGAAGGACUCGUACAACGAGGCCCUCGGUCCACCGUAUCACAUUCUUCUAGACACGAAUUACGUGAAUUUCACCAUAAAAAACCGUCUGGAUCUCUUUGGAUCUAUAAUGGACUGUCUCCUUGCAAAGUGUAAGUCAGCUGAGGUCCCUCUAAAGAUGCCACUAUGUGAACAGGUUUCCUCUAUGUGACGGACUGCGUGAUGGGUGAAAUCGAAAAAAUGCCAGAACGUUAUCGCGUAGCUCUCAAGUAAGCCUGCAGUCUCCUCUGGUGGAACACCUGCCCUCCUUCCUUUAUAGAAUCCUUCGUGAUCCCCGAAUAGAGCGCCUUACCUGCCAACACAAGGGGACAUACGCCGACGACUGUCUGGUUGAACGUUGCACCGCACGCUGCUACAUUGUCGCGACUUGCGAUCGUGAUCUGCGCAGACGUAUACGCAAAAUAACUGGAGUUCCAAUCAUGUACAUACACAACCAUCGCGUAACUGUUGAAAAGAUGCCAAUGGCACUCGGGGCACCAAAAAUAUAA
Messenger RNA from Spirometra erinaceieuropaei, 732 nucleotides. Lineage: Eukaryota; Metazoa; Platyhelminthes; Cestoda; Diphyllobothriidea; Diphyllobothriidae. The record is from the annotation of a GenBank genome assembly.